Arabis nemorensis is the source of this 714-nucleotide messenger RNA. NCBI's taxonomy places the organism in Eukaryota, Viridiplantae, Streptophyta, Magnoliopsida, Brassicales, Brassicaceae. The record is from the annotation of a GenBank genome assembly.
AUGGACCCGAAAAGUUCGAUCAGUGUUUGUGAUGAUUCAAGUGGAUCUGUGCUUGAGGCUGUGAUUGUAGUUGAUGUUAAGGGUCAAACCAGUGACUCUGUCUCAAAAAAGGUUUUGAUUGAAGGACAAAGGGAAGAAGAAGAAGAUGCGAAUAAACCGCAACAAAGAAGAGAAAAUGAUUCAAGAAUGGACAAAGAUGGUGUUGGAUGCAGUAACAUUUCAACUCAUGCUGUUCACGAGGAAGCAGCUUGUGUUGUCGAAGAGAACGAGACUUCAAAAGCAAAGGCGAAGGAGUUUCACAUGGUUGAUUUGAGCAGUGUAGAAGAAAGUGAUGGGCAAAUAAUCUGCAGAAUUUGUCAUUUUGGUUCUGAUCAAUCACCGGAUAGAGUUUCUGGUAAGUCAGUAAGUCCGGACUUGAUUGAGAUUGGUUGCAAAUGCAAAAACGAGCUUGGCCUUGCACAUUUUCAUUGCGCUGAAACUUGGUUCAGGCUAAGAGGAAACAGUGUAUGUGAAAUAUGCAGUUGCACAGCGAAGAAUGUUACGGUAAGGUUGAUGGAGGAGUGGAACGGAGAAAGGGACAGUACAAUGGAUGAGAGAAGAAGGCGAGGAAGAGGACAAUCUUGCUGCAUCUUCAUGGUUUUUCUCCUCAUUGUCCUUUUUCUUCAUUGGUUAUUCAAACAGGUUUCCAGUUACUACCAAAACACAGGACAUUGA